Messenger RNA from Sander lucioperca (pikeperch), 22523 nucleotides. Its product is annotated as protein unc-13 homolog B-like. The transcript has 58 exons. Gene Ontology annotation, molecular function: calmodulin binding; syntaxin-1 binding; calcium ion binding. The record is from RefSeq and is a predicted model, not a curated record. Gene Ontology annotation, cellular component: presynaptic membrane; neuromuscular junction; synaptic vesicle membrane. Gene Ontology annotation, biological process: presynaptic dense core vesicle exocytosis; synaptic vesicle maturation; synaptic vesicle priming. NCBI's taxonomy places the organism in Eukaryota, Metazoa, Chordata, Actinopteri, Perciformes, Percidae. The coding region runs from base 236 to 21769 and encodes 7177 amino acids.
GGUAGUAAGUCGGUGUUUGCCAGUGACAGCCAUCCCUUAAAUCCUCAGGACCCCUGCCUUGUCAACCUCGUCCUCACAUCUGUAGCCUACAUUUCUUAUGACACGGUGCGAUGAAGCGGAAAGUAAACGGCAUUUAGGAGUAGUGUACAUGACAGCUGUGCAACAGGCAACUGGGCUGCAAACUCACUGAAGGCUCAUCGGCUUUGGAGGAACUGUUGCACAGAAUCCCGCUGCGAUGUCCCUGCUGUGUGUCAGAGUGAAGAAAGCGAAACUACACGGGCCUCCAGACAAGUUCAACGCCUACGUAACUUUAAAAGUGCAAAAUGUGAAGAGUACCACCAUCACAGUCCGAGGGGGUCAGCCAUGUUGGGAACAAGAUUUCAUGUUUGAGAUCAAUCAUCUGGAGUCAGGUCUGGUGUUGGAGCUGUGGAAUAAAGGUUUGAUCUGGGACACUAUGAUCGGCACAGCACUGAUACCCCUGGACACCAUUCGACAGUCUGACGAGGAGGGACCAGGAGAGUGGACGUCGCUUGACUCUGAGGUGUUAAUGAGGGAGGAUGAGAUCUGUGGUACCAGCAACCCAACUCCACACCAAGUGCUGCUGGACACCCGCUUCGAGCUGCCCUUUGAUAUCCCAGAAGAAGAGGCUCAGUACUGGACCAGUAAACUGGAGCGGAUCAACACCAUGAGGAUACAUGAUGAGUAUCCACUGCAGGAAGAGGUCCAGAGAAGACAAAUGGCAUCUGUUCCCUCUCAGUGCUGCAGUUGGAGUUAUUUCGGAUGGAAUGACCAGCAGACUUUUGAUGACCACGACAGUGCAGUGGAUGACCGUGAUAGUGACUACCGCAGUGAAACUAGCAACAGACCUCCACGGUUCCACAACACCUCCCAGACAAAUUCAUCAGUGCACCAGUACCCUUUAGGACGCAGGGUCCAACAUCAAACCCUGUCAAGGGAGGCUGACUCUAUACAAAGCUAUGAGCUAGACUAUAGAGAAAUAAGGGGGCCCAGGCGAUCAAACAGUCAGGGUGGAGUAAAAAUAAUCCCUGUUGACUCAGGAAUGGGUGUGGAGGAUUGGGAGAAUAAAUAUAAAGUGCCUGACUCAGGUGUCUUGGAUGAUUACUUGGACGCUGAGCAGAAAAUGUGGGAGGAUGAAGAUAAAAGCAUCAUCUACCGGAUCAGUGACAACCCUUGUGAGUCCAAAGGUAGCAGGUUCUAUCAGACAGUAGAAUGUGAUGCCCUAUCCCCUGAAGAUACGGAGGAGGCGAAUGACAGGCCUUACAGACAGAGGAAUGGCUUUUGUAGUGGAGAAGUGCGGUUAGUUUAUAAGGAAGCCGGCAGCUUUGAGGAUGAAUCAUCCCCUCCUGAGAUUGAUAUAAUUCCCUCUGUCAAACAGCUACAACAGCAUACAGACAGAAAAGGUCUGCUUUACAAGACCAGACUGUGGGCCAAAACUGCCUUAGAGGACACACUUGAGAACUAUGCGGCUUUUCGUGAGGACGAGGCUGCUCGGGAUGAGGCUGCAAGGAUCAGGGAGAGGGUUGAAUAUGGCUCUAUUGGUUCGGAUGAGAUGCAGUAUUCCUUUGGAUCUGAGGAGGAACUAGAUGACCUGACAUUCACUGAGGGGGAUGCUAGUUAUGAAUAUGAAAAUUACUACUACCCUAGCAAAUAUAUGUCACCUUUUGGAGGACAAGGCUGUUCAAGCAAAGGGAGAAUAGGUCGUGGACAAGAUCCAAUGUUGUCUCCUGAAGAGGAGCAAAGUGAUGAAUAUGUAGAUGCAAUGGAUGAACUUCAUAGCUUAGUUCACUCAGUGUCUGAAUACCUGGCCGUAAAAGAGGAGGAAAUCAACAACUAUGAAUCAAUGCCUAAACCAAUUAGAAGAAAACUCCCAGCACUGCCAACAGAUGCUGAAAUUGUGCAAUCUGGGGACAGUAAUAGCAUUGAAGCCAAACCUGAAGUUAAAGAGGACAGUGGUGUUGAACAGGGCAUAGCUGGAGUAAAAAAUGCCAUGAGUUCAUUAUUCAGUACAAUCACAGGAUCAAAGUCUACAACUGAGGUAGAGGCCUCUGCCACAACUUCAUCCCCCCAACCACCACAGGCAGACUCUGGUAUUUUAAAACUGCUCUCUUUAAUCCCUAAAGCUAGUACUGAAGCCACAGAUACCUCUGGUACCACUGCAACAGAUCCACCUACCUCCCAAGCAUCACCCCCACCUGUGUCUGGUAUUUCAAAGCUGCUUUCAUUUAUCCCCAAAAGUGGUGGUACUUCCCCUCCAGUAGCCAUAGUUCCUCCUGCCCCUCAGGAGCCCACAACAGAAAAAAAGUUCUCCCUUCAGUCUCUUUUGCCAUUUCAAUCCUCUGAAUCCAGUCAGCAAGCUGACAUUGGUCAGGGGCCAACACACAUUGGCACAGAGGCACAAGGCAGUGCAACCACUGCUAUUCAAUCUACAUCUGGGUUUGAAUCCAUGUUGGGAAGGCUUAGUCCUUUGAGACUUUUUUCCAGUUCACCAUCAUCUAGAGAGCCAUCACCUCAGCCAUCAGAGCAAAUAAGUGCAUCUGCUACAAGCAAUGAAUCCCAACAAGGGUCUGUAAAUAGAUCCACAAGUCCUAAUAGGGAGGGCUCGCAAACAGAGCGACAGUUAUCAGGUGAGACGAGACCAGGUUCGGGAAGUGGAUCAGUUGAUCUUUUGCCAGAUACAGGAAGUGGAUCAAUUGAGCUUUUGCAAGAAACCGGAAGUGGAUCAGUAGAGCUUCUUCCAGAGACAGAGUCAUCAGGUGAGCUACCUGAUAUUCAGCAAAGAAGAACUUAUGCAAUAUCUGAACCAAAACCUGAAAGCAGUUCAGAGGAAACAGGAUUCUUCAGUCCUUUUAAAAAUUCUCUCUCUACCCUCAUAUCAACAGUUCCUCCUGAGAAUUCCUCACAGACUGACAUAAAGCCUGCAGAGGAGUCAUUUUUAGGCGGCAAACUCAAAAUUCCAUUUCUCUCUUCUGAAAAUAGUUCCACAACAACCCCACCAAAAACAGAAGGAGGCAUGCUAUCUGGGAUUCUUAAGUUUGCGUCUGGUGAAGAUGCCAAUGCCCCGCCAAAAUGUCCAUCCCCUAGCCCUGCAAGGACUCCCUCUCCAAGUCGGGCUGCACUUUUUGAAAGUGUACCAAAAGGAAACACAGAAACUGGGUGGUUUUCAAACCUGUUUAAGGUAGCCCCAAGUGAACCUGCUAAGGAACCUGCAAAACCACAAAUGACUCCCACCGUGAUGCAAACCAAAGCUAGUGGUCAAACUGAGCCACAUACUGAACAAAUGGUUCCUAAAACAAAGGAAAGCACUGUCUGCAGAAUAGAACUAUUGUCUCAUGAGCAAACAUUGUCUGAAAAUGUUCCCCAAUUCAAGACAGAUGUCCAGCCUGAAGCAGAUGUCACAUCUAAAGAUCAAGUUCUGCCAAAGCCUGUGGAACAUGCCAGAUCACAACCACAAGCCUCACAGUCUCAAGGAAUUAUUUCUGGAUUGUUGAAACUUGGAUCAACAGAAGACAUGUCGUCUGACAAGAAAGCCCAGGGAGGGGAUAGUCAGCCUCAACAAGGUGGGCUAUUUUCAGGCCUAUUUUCAUCACCUUCCCAGUCACCCCAAACACAGAAUUCUUCCACACAACAGUCAGGAGGACUGUUGUCUGGAUUUUUAAAAUUUGCCUCUGAUAAUGUUUCUGCUCCUACAAAUCAGUCACUGUCAACAUUGCCAGGAGGCCAAUCUGGCCAAAUUCCAACUAAAACGCAAGGACAACCUGCUGCUGCACAGCAACCAACUGGAGGACUCUUAUCUGGGCUCUUGAAAAAAGCUACAGAUACAGUGACUGGGUCUCAACCAACUCAGUCCGAGUCACAAGCAGAUGCAGCUGACCAUACAGCCAAAACAGAAGUACCUGAAGAAAACGUGAGUCAAAGGACUAUUCCUUUUAUUCAGUCAGCAGGGAAUUUGUCGGGAUUGAUUACAUUGGGUUCAACAGAAGUACAUCCCCCUGACCAGCAAGUAAGACAGCCUUUAGUCUCAGAUCAACAACCAAACCAACAGCAACAGUCUAACCAAACAACAGAAAAACUACCUCCAAAAGCAACAGCAACAAUGCCUCAACCUAGUGGAUUGUUUGGGAGUUUGUUGAAACUUACAGAAACUGCUUCACAGCCACCUAAAGGGCCUUUGUCUACACAAUCUACACAACCAAAUCAGCAAUCAGGUAACAUGUUGUCAGGACUUUUUAACAAGAUCGUGGAACCUAAUCCUACUCCAUCUCAGAUACAAUCAGAGUCUGGUGCUCAAGAGACUAACCAAAAACCAGUGCAGCAAGCAUCUGCUCAACAAGGAGGCUUCUUCUCUGGUCUUUUUGGAAUUGGGGGCCAAGACUCUGCUCCUGCAAACCCUAGCCAGAUCUCACAAAACCAGCAACAAAGUGGCAAUUCUGGGCACCAACCUAAUCACCAACCGGGCAAUAGACAAAACCUACAACCGCAAAACCAAGUCCCUCCACAACAGCCCACCAGUAGUCCCGGAGGGAUGUUUACUGGAUUAUUAAACAAAAUUGCAGAUGCAGGCACCCCACAGUCUACAGUGGGGAGUCAACCAGAGCAGCAACAGGCACAAAGAGCAGGCCCUAAGAUGACCCAGCAACCACCUAAUCAACAGGUAGGCUUCUUCUCUGGGCUAUUAUCAGCAGGUCCUACUCCUCCAGCACAGCAGCAGCCACCUGUUAGUCAUGCCAACCAGCAGCAACCCCAACAAGGUAACAGACAGCCUCUGCGGAGGCAAAAUCAGAUACGUCCACAACCGGCUGCCUCUGCCCCAGAGCCACAGCAGGGUGGACUAUUGUCAGGGCUUUUUAAUAAGUUAGCAUCUACAGAUAAUGCACCACAACAGCCCACACCACAGACUGUGUCUCAACAGGGAAAUAAAUUAAACAUUGUUGGACCUGCUCAAUCUUCAGGUCAACAAUCGUCUCAAGCCAAUCAGCAAGGUGGAUUCUUGUCUGGUCUGUUUGGUCAGACAUCACCUCAACUGCAGCAACAGCCUGGCAAAAGUGCAAGUCCUCAACAUACAGCAACUCAACAGCCUAGUCAAAGUGGAGGCUUGCUUUCAGGAAUUCUGAAACUUGCAUCUGGUGAGAAUGUACCACAGGAACAACAGUCACCUCAACCUGCUCAGGCAGGUCAACCAUCUGUUAAAUCAGGGCAAAACCCAGCCCAGUCUGAAUCAGGAGGAUUAUUCUCUGGCCUGAUGAACAAAAUUGCAGGUACUGUGGAACAGUCAUCAUCACCAGUGAUCAAUGAUCAGGUGAACCCUCAAACAACACAGCAACAACAUCAGCCACGUGCAGGACAGGGGCGACCACAAAUUCAGAGAACCAAACCAGUAGAAAUGCAUUUGUCUCAAGAUGUGGCCACAGAUAAGGAUUUAAAAGGUCCAGCUCAAAAAGGUUUCCUUGCAGGCCUUUUUAGUGUCACAGAGGAGCCAUUGUCAAAGACACAGCAGCCAUCAACCCCUCAGCUUGGGAAGAAGGAACCAAAAACCAGCACAAGUAGCACAUCUCCUGGUUUGUUAUCCAGCAUUUUCAAAACAGGCCCCAGUGACAGUAGCACUUCUGCUCUUGAAAAGGAAACUGAAGAAGGCCUUCCUGAUCAUUUACUACCAAAGAGUAAGGAGGAAAUCCCUUUAAGUACAGCAACACUCACAACUGCUGUUGUUACAGCUACUCAAGUUGUUGAUCUCUGUAAUGAACCUCUGCAAUAUCAGGUUUGGCAAGAUCCUACAAUUUCCCCAACACAAUCUUAUCUUGAGGAAAUUCAACGUCUCUUGUAUGGGACAGCCCAUGAGUAUGGUUAUAAGGAUCUUUUAUUCAACUUUACAGAGCAUGGUGUUAUACCACCAGAGCUCUAUGAGCAUCAGUGUCUCAUAGAAGCUCUUCUGUGGCAGCAACUCAAUGAUUAUGCCCUUGCUGAAGCCCUUGCCACUCAAGUUCAGGAAUGCUCCCAAACAUGCCAAGGAAAUAUACCAUCAACUGCUAGAGCACCUCAAUUGGAGAAUCAUAUUAGGUUAAAUCCUAGAGAAAUGGACAUCAGUGACUUCAAUGUACCCUCACAUCCCUGGAGGGAUGCUGGUGUCCAGCUUUUUGAGAGCAGAAAUUGUUUUCUUGAGCCAGAUGAAGAUAUUGUUUUGUUUGACAUGAGUUGCAGAGACAAGAAACCCUGGAGUAGCUGUGAUAAUUUGAAUGAUCUUGAUUGGAAAAGAAAACCAUGGAUUGUUGAAAGUAGUGCUCUGAAUCUGUCCAUGGAAAAAACAAAAACACGGUUAAAUAGAUGUCAUUCGCUUGCAGAAUGCAGUGUACAGGAAUUCAGCAAAGUAGUGGAAAAAAGUGGUGUUAGUAGUGGCAUGAAAGAUGAAGACUUUGGCUUGAAAUCAGCUACCAAGUUUUUAAAACAACUUGCCAAAAAAAAGGGUCCAAUGGAUUUAACACGUGGUGCUAUGGAUUUAAGCAGGUCUGCAGGAACUACAGGGGAUGCAGAUGAUGAAAUGCUCUUUGAGGAUUCUGAGUGGUAUCAACAAUGGCUUUCACUAUUGGAGCAAGGGUUGUGGUGGCCAGCUGAGGCUGGGGACUGUGGAUAUUAUGUUUAUACAGAUGAGGAAUACAUUUAUUCCCUCUUAACUGACAGAGCUGGUGGACACCUCUAUGCCUGUGCUGAUCCAGAGGAUUUACGAGCUCUUGGAAAUAUCACUGAAAAUUGUGCUAACAUUGUGAAACAAAAAGAAAACGACAAAGUAACUCUUUGUGGUUUUAAAAUCCCCCUUGCCGCUGAAAAUAAUGAUGCCAAAGAUAAUGGUUUCUCGAUUCCAGGCAAGCAACAUAAUGAAUUAGUGCUUUUAGAUGCACCCAUGGAUCUAACUUACGCCCUAAGAAAAGGUGAAAAAAUAAUGAACAUGAAUUUGGAAAGUUUCUCUCAAAUGUUUCAAGAAUCUAUAACUUCUCAAGCAGAUCAGCCUGUAGACUUUAGUGUGUACAAGCUUAAAAAGAUUAAGGUGGAAUCGGUACAAAAUGGCAAUAGCUGUCAAGAGGAGCCAAUGGAGGCAGCUGAUCUAACUUUUAAGUCACUGAAAGGGGGACAUGGAGGGCCAUACUGGAAAAAUCAGGGGAUAAAAGAUGUGCUUACACUGUCACCUGCAUCUUCUUCAAGGUGCUUUUCUACACAAAUCUCUCCAAACAGACGUUACCCAAUUCCUGAAAUCAGGAUUGCACAAGUUGGUGAUACACCUGCAGAUCAACUAAACAAGUCAAGCUCUAUAUUUUCAGCUAACGGAGGAAUCACUCGAAUGUCUCCCAACACUGAUUCAAGUAAAGCUGAUUUACUGCCAUCCUCAACACCUGCUACAUCACCAUCAGUGUCUAGCAAGGUUUCAAAGACUUCAACAAUUUCCAAACAUCUUCCUGAGACCCCAUCAGCUUCAAAAAUACCAGGAAGUGUACAGUUGGGAAGGAAACUGCCUACACCACCAACUGUUACUAAAUCCUCUUCAGCUCUUUCAGCACAGGUAACUUCUGUUAGAAGUUUAACCACUACAUCUAGUACAACUGUGGCUGUGCCUUCAAUUUCCCCACAGAGACCCCAGCUUGCAAGGCAACCAUCUCAGGCAGACAAACCCAGAGUAUUAUCACAAGCAAAUAAGUCUACAGUCACAGGGACGUGUGACAUUAGCAAAGUAAGCAGUAGUUUAGCAGUGGACCAAACAUCCUCCCUGUCCUCAAAGCAGCCACAAGAUUCAUCUCAGAAAUGUACACCUCAGUUACAUAUACUGAAUGACAGCUCAAUUAAUGAAGCCCACCUUUACAAAAGAAAUAAUAACUGUGGCACUCCUACUGAACCUCAAAUAGCCAAUAAAGUCCUAGAUUUCUCUGCCACGAUUAAUAAAAACAAAAAUAUCAAAACAAAAGAUGUAACAGAUGCCAAGCUAGAAUCUACACAAAAAGAUGACGUUGUUGACUUUACAAAGUACAAGUUGAAAAGAUUUAAAGAAAAAAAUCAGAUAGAUACUAAUGCAAGUGUGUACUUGACUGACAAGACCAUUGCUGUAGAUCUUACUAAACAGAUUGAGGAAGAAGAAAUUGAAGGGCCUGAUUUAGAAUAUCCCACUCUGGGCACAUUACAGCAAAGUCCAAGUGUUUCAAUUCUGAGAACAGUUUCUCAGACCAACUAUAUGCCAGUUGAUCAACAAAGCAAAUUGGAGAGAAGAUUGUCCAGUCCAAAGGUUAGAGUUGGCCAUACCUUUUUUACAAUGCCUAUCCAAAGGCCACUAGCCUCCCACAGUACCUCUAUAAGUGGGACAAACCGAACUUAUGUUACAGCCUCUGGCAACGUUGCAUUAGACAAUUCAUCCAAACCUUCAUUUACAUCGUCUGAUGAAUUACCAAAGAGUUCUGACACUAAGGUAAAGUUAUUAACAACAAGUAGCUCUUCAAUUACUCAUAUUUCCAGUAAAGUAUCUAGCUUUGAUGGAGGUCUCAAAAACCCUGAAAAAAUUGGAUCACUGCAACCUGUAUGUACCACACCAUUGGCAAGCCCGGUUAUGACAAAACAAGUGGACCGUCAGGUUCAGCAACUAAAUUCUUCAUUCAAUGUGCAUCUAAAGAUGCAGCAAAGCCCACCAAUAGUUACAACUAGUUUUAGACAGGAGAUUCCUGUUGAUACUAAGAAAGCAAUUUUAACACCUCCCUCUUGUCAGUCUAGUGGAAAGGCUCAGCAAUAUCAAGAGACCACAGCACCAGCAAACUCAGUUACAGCUACAUUAGAUAUGUCUGCCAAGACAACAACCCAGCAGGUUGCGCAAACUGUUGUGGAUCCUGUCUAUGAGGCACUGUCGUUGACAAAGAGAAAAACUUUAAUUUCUGAGGAGACAGAAACAAGUUCUAGUCAUCAUGAAUCCAUUGACUUGUCACAUAGAGGGGAAUCAACAGAGCUUCAGGGACAAAGAACAGAGGGUAUUCAUUCACUACCUGUUGAGGAAUAUCAUUCUCAUACUAUUAAAGGCAAUCAGGUACAAUUCUCUGUUAGAAAACAGGAGAUUCCCUCUGGUAGUAAGAGAACAUUGUUACCAAGACAGCGGCCUCUUUUAGGUCAGUCUUCUGAUUCCCUUGAAAUGUGUAAACCAGCUCAACAAGCCACAGCGCCAGCCAACACAGUUAAGGCCACACUAGACAUGACUUCUAAAUCUUCUGUCAAAUUGAAGGUGAUUCAGGAAGUAAGAACAGAUGACAUUCUUACUGAAGCUAUACCACUAACAAGAGGCAAGCCAAGUGCCCGUGAACUUGCACGAAAAGAUUCCGUUGGUGUACCACUAGUUGUAGAUAUCCCUUCUGAAGAACCUCUUGGUGAAGUUAAGAUCAGCUCCCCUGCAAGUGCACAGCAGGAGUUUGAGAAUAAGACUCAAUGCCACUCAGAUUCUAUUCUAUAUCAACAACAGUAUUGGCAGAGCAAACUUGGUGUCUUUGAACAGUCAAAUCACUCAACAUUACAGUCGUCAGCCACUGUUCAAACACAUCAGACAUCCACUUCAACAAAACCAAGACAGCAGUCUCUUUUAGGUCAGUCUUCUGAUUCCCUUGAAAUGUGUAAACCAGCUCAACAAGCCACAGCGCCAGCCAACACAGUUAAGGCUACACUAGACAUGACUUCUAAAUCUUCUGUCAAAUUGAAGGUGAUUCCGGAAGUAAGAACAGAUGACAUUCUUCAUGAAGCUAUACCACUAACUAGAGGCAAGCCAAGUGCCCGUGAACUUGCACGAAAAGAUUCCGUUGGUGUACCACUAGUUGUAGAUAUCCCUUCUGAAGAACCUCUUGGUGAAGUUAAGAUCAGCUCCUCUGCAAGUGCACAGCAGGAGUUUGAGAAUAAGACUCAGUGCCACUCAGAUUGUAUUCUAUAUCAACAACAGUAUUGGCAAAGCAAACCUGGUGUAUUUGAACAGUCAAAUCACUCAACUUUAAAGUCGUCAGCCACUGUUCAAACACAUCAGACAUCCACUUCAACAAAACCUGUCUCAGCUGCAGCACUGGAUAUGUCGCCCAAGCCAUCCCAAGCCACACUGGAAACAACAAUGCCAGAAUAUGAGUCUACUCAAAGUGAAGCAAUUUCGCUUGUUAAUAAGCCAAGUGCAAGAGAAGUUGCCAGAAAUGAUUCAGUUGGUAUUUCCCUGGUAGUUGAAUCCACCCCACGGGAAUCAACAUGCCCGAAGCAACCUCAAACCCUGGAUGGGAACAUUGUCCCUGUUCUGCAUCAACCACGUUCGAGCUGUAUGACAGUGCAGUGCUCCAGUGUAAGUGAGACCAAUGGUGUGUCACAGUCCAUUAUCCAACCUUAUCCACGCUCUACAGCUCCAGCAAACUCUGUUAAAGGCACAUUAAAUAUGUCAACAAAGGCAUGUAUAUCAGACAUAGUGCUAAACUAUUCAGACCCAGUAUCAUUGGUAAGGAGAAGGCCAUCAAGCUUAGCAUAUUCUCAAAGAGAUUCUGUUGGUGUUCCACUAAUUGUGGAAACACAACCCUUCCAAGAGCAACCUAAAAGACAAAAAACGUGGGUAGGAUCACAAGAACAGAUGCAACAAGGAUUUGUGCACAGUAUAUGUCGAGAAAUAGAUCAAAGAGCAUCAGCACCUGCCAACUCCAUCAAAAGCUUCCUAGAUAUGUCUUCGAAAUCACAGCAGAAACAAUCUGAAACAGCUCCUGAUACUUGCUCAACUGGAACUGUGCCAUUUGUGAGAAACACAGCAACUAUAACAAGGGAUGGUUCUGUUGGUGUACCACUCAUAGUGGAGCAGUCUGAACAUCAACAAGUGAUUCAUGCCUUGAGUGGAGUCAACACCACUGAGACACUGCAAAGCCAGAUAUAUACCUACCACAGUAAUGAGGUCUUUUCUGAUUCAAUGAACACCAACAAGGAAACACACCAACAAAAUAAGCCUGUGAACUUCUCUGCAAAAGAUAGCGUAAAUACAACUAACAUUUCAAGUAAUCACACUGAACCAGAGGAUGGACAGCCCAUGAAUUUCACUAAUAGUAAAGCAAAGAAAGAAAUGUUUGAAAGAAGGCAGACUGGAAGGCAAUUGAAAAAGAAAACAAUACUGGGUAUUGUUGACCUAACUGUGGAUCCUCAAACCACAAUUAUUGGUCUUCAAGAUGCGAAGGAUCUUUCUUUUCCUUAUGCGUCUUCUCUCUCUCAGAGUAGUCUUUACGAUGAGCAGCAAUACAAACCUCCACCCACUUCUAAGGAGGUCAGAGAAGAUACAUCAAUUUGUCAAACUCAGAAGUCAAUACAACAUAUGGAAUAUUCCACUGAUAAACAUGCCACCACCCAACCUGAAAUACAUUGCAGAAGGCAGUCAGGAAUAGGAUUAAACUCUGCCCCAAUGAAUACUUCAGUUUCCUCUUUGAUGCCUAUUCAAAGGAAGAUGCAGCCUCCUCAGAAUGUAGCUCCCCAGGCUAUGCAAGACUAUGCAUCUGCUACAAUCUCACUAAACAGUCCAUAUCAACAAGAUAAAUCCAAGAAGACUGAUCAAUUACCUUCAAACAUAUCUCAGCUGCAAACACAACACCCACUCCCACAACAGCAAUACCAGCAACCUGGUGUGGAAAUUGGUUGGACUUCAUCCAUUGCUAGAUCUCUGCCAAAAGCUCCAAAGUUGCAAAGACAAGAUACUGUUCAGCAUGACAUGACCUUUAGGCCCAAAAUUCUUAUCAAGCAGCCAACUGUGGACAGCUAUGGGAGCAUAGAGGAAAGCCCAUCAUAUAGUGGAACAAUGACAAAUAAUGGACAGGCAUUGCCUCCUUUGUCCACCCCGCAAUUGUACUGUACAUCCCAAACUGUUCCUACCCCACAGCGUUUGCCUGCUUCAAUUAUUCAGAAAGCAAAUGAUAGACACAGACCUGAUCCUUCUUUACAGUCUUUUGAUGUACAGCCAGUGCAGAGCAGUGCAACUACAGAUUAUUAUGCAAAAGAACCUCUUCAACUCUCAAAACAACCUGAUCCAAGCCAAUGCCAUAUCACUGUUCUGCAAUAUCAGACACCAACUGUACUCACAGGUACUGGGGCUCCAAUUCAACAUGUAUCAGAGGUUAGUGCGCUUAUAUCCCCACCCCCCACAAAACAUGGCCCAAUGCCUGUAAAACAAGUAAAGAGUAGUCAUCUAAACCAGGGUUUUGGAGCUGAAAUGCAAGGACCAGAGGUAUCUCCAACACCAGCAGAAUCCACCUCUCUUAGGGGUUUGAUUUCAUUUUAUAGUGGUUUAGGUUCACAACCCUCUGUCAGUACAAAACCAAGUGAAUUACCUGCUUCCUUACCAUCUGAAUUAUCCAACAAUCAAUCUGCAACCCUGCAGACAAAGUUGGAUCCACCCCCCUCACUAAUUAUUGGAUCACAAUACAAAGGAAAAGGUUUAAUGUUAAGUGGUGUGAGCCCUCAAACAUCCACAAUGAUAUCACCUGUGGCCUCUUCCUCCAACGAGCCACCAAUGCGUGGUUUUAAGUCUAUUUCUCAAGACUGUCAGCAACCACAGGCAACACUAAAUGCAAGCCCAGUAAGAGAAACACCAGGGAAAGAAUUACCCCCUCGUGAAUCUUCACCAGAAAAACCUCCAGAUACCAUGACAUCCAAAAGAAUUUUAAGUAAAGGCAGUUCAGUAGAACUUUCAGAAACAUUGUCAAAGGUUACAUCUAACGCGAAUAGCGAAGGGAUAAUCACAGAUAACAUAGCUUUAUCUGAAUCAGGCAUGUCACAGCAGCAAAGUUCAGAAGAAAUCAAACAAACUAUAUCCUCAGAAUCUGACAAUGUCAACACUGGAUAUAGUGGGGUCUCUACUGUAUCUAACAUUUCACAGGAGAAAAUCAGCCAUCCAAGGUCAAUCUACAUUGGCAUUAAUUACUCAAAAGUACCUCCUGUUGAUACAGAAAUUGACCCAGGUGAGCCAAAGCCUUAUGUUAGACUACCCCAUAUUUUUGUCUCAGCAGCAAGUUCACCAGAAGACGAAACAAUUGAACAGGAGCUCAAUGAAUGUAGCAAGCCUCAACUGCCAGAAGUGAGUGCUUCUGAAGACAACACUCUCAUUGCAGUAACAUUACCAGCCUGUAAGGAUUCUUUACCUGCUGAUAUUGUUUCACAGUCUGAUAUACCUGAGGAUACACUGACUAGAGCAGAUUGUACCCGUGCAGAUGAACAUGACUCACAGCACAUCCUGACCAAGAAAAGCUCAACCAUAGAAGCUACCAUCUCAGAAGCUGAAGUAAAAGCAGAGACCACUGAGGCUUUUGAGUCGCCACUUGAGUCUUCCAAGGAUGUAAAAUCAACAGCUCCAGACAUAACACCACUUGAAGUAGUUAAACCUCUCGAAAACACAAUAUUAGUGCCAGCACCACCAGAAGGCACUGGAACUCUUGAAGAGUUAGCACAGAGGGACAAAAGUACAACACCUGAUGUUGUAUUGCCUAAAGAAGUUCAGUCUCUUGAUAACUUGUCACUAAAAGAAGUACCUUCUGCCUCAGAUGCAAAAUCACCUGAAGGUGUUCAACAGCUUCAUGACAAAACGGAAAGGGACAUCACCUUAUCUAACCCUAAGCCCAUUCCUGUCAAACCUUGCACAGAAGAAAUGACCUCCAAGGAGGAUAGUUUAGCUGCCAAGGUUGAUCAGCCUGAGGAAGAACAACCUAAUGAACAACCAGGAAAAGGCUUAUUUUCUAUGUUUAGUGGCUCGACUGCAACCCCUCAGCAGAUGUCCUCCCAAACUGGAUUAUCAAUACUUGGUGGCAUUCUUCCUGGGUCAUCUACCAAAGACACUCCUGGCACAGGGUUGCUCUCAAUGUUGGGUGGGUCAAAUGCCCCAUCUUCACCUGGAUCCAAAGACCCACCACUACUUUCAACCCCACAAGACACCCAGGGAAAAGGCUUAUUCUCUAUGUUUAGUGGAUCCAGUAGUCAGCCACCAACUGGCCCAAGAGGUCCAACUGGUGGAAGUGUGCGACCCAGAUGUCCUCCCCCCAAAGAACCUCCAAGCAAAGGCUUGUUUUCCAUGUUUGGUGCAUCUGCACCUCAGCAACCACCCAGUCCCAGAGGUCAUCGUGGGGAUAGUGCCACACCCAGAGGACCUUCCACUGGAUCUUCUAUAUUUGGUGGCAUCCUCCCAGGUUCUACUACAAAUAAAGAAACUCCUGGUGCAGGUUUGUUUUCCAAGUUUGGAGGUCUAAGUGCCCAGCCCCAAACUGGACCAAAAAUACCCCCACCAGGACCAACAGUUACAACACCAGGACUCAGAGGUUCAGAGCCCUCAGGAAAAGGACUAUUCUCUAUGUUUGGUGGACAAAACCAGCAAGCAUCAGAAGCACAUCCAUCAGCUUCUAAACCACUAGAAUCUGAGGGUAGUUUCAAAGUUUCAUCUAUGUUUUCACUUGGCGAGAGUUCUGAUGGUAACAAAUCUAAAACUGGGUUUGGCCUAUUUGGAAUGUCUUUCAUGGAGGAAACCAAGACAGAGCCAGAAACAAAAAUGAAGGGGGAGAUUGCUUCGGAACAAGUGAAACCCCCAGACACAAAAGAUGUUUCAAAAGAAGCAAAGAGUCGCCUUGUUGAGGCCAUGGAAAAUGUACCUUCUGAGUCUCUUUCUACAUCUUUAGUUAAGGUUGAACUUCAAGUAGAGCAGGCAUGCCAAGAUGGUCAAGAUUCUACCUUGGACAUUAAAAAAGAUACCACUGAAAAACCCUUUCCCCUAACAGAUCCACAUUUGGAGGAAGACAAAAUAGCCACAAUGCAGCAAAACCUUUCUUAUGAUGAAAAUGCCUCAGUUGUGGUUGACGCUUUUAUUACAGACACACCAAAUGUGACUGGUAAUAUACUAGAGAAAGAGACACUACAAGCUGUAAAACUAGUAAGUGAAGAACAGUCAGACAUCCAAAAUGAAUGUAAAGAAAUGAAAGAUACAGUAGAUGCUGAGAAAGAAGUUGCUAAAUCAGAAACAGAUACUUUUGAAAUUAAGAGCACAGGUGAUGAAAUUGGCAUAGCUGCCAUCAAAAGCCCAUUAGAAAUAACUGAAAAUAUGCAAAUGAAAAGUGUUGUGGAUUAUACUGACAAAAACACAAGAUCAGAUAUUGUUGGAGUGGAACAUGGGAAAGCAGAUGUUGAAGGAGGGAUAACAAUUCCAGAGGUAGAAAAACAAACUGAGGAGCCACUGAAAGUUGCUGGUGAAGAGCAAAUAGCAGUUGCAGAUGUGGAAAAAUCAAUCGAGGAACCUUUGAAAGUAGACAAUGAAGAACAAAGAGCAGUUGCAGAUGUGGAAAAAUUAACUAAGGAACCUUUGAAAGUUGUUGGGGAUGAACAAGCAGCUGUUGCAGAGGUGGAAAAAUCUAUUAAAGAGGCAACUGUAGCCGAUCCAGUGAUAGCAGUUACAGAAAAACCUACUGCAGAAUAUGUGGUGGGUGUUGUUACAACAGAGACUGCAGUUUCAGAACCAGAAAAAUCUAUUGAAGAAGACUUGAAAUCUAUAUCUGACGAGACUGCAAAGGAACCAAUUGAGGCUUUAGAGCUUGCAGAAGCUAGUAAAGAACCUGCACAUGGAUUAGAGAAACCUGUUGAAACUAAUAAUUAUGUUGCAAUGGUCUUAUCAUCAGAUGUGGAAAAAACUGUUGGUACCAACUUACCAGAAAUGACACCUCAAGCUGUGGGGCCUUUGAAAGGUCCUUUGUUGGGACCUUCUAGUCCUCCACCACAGCAACAGCCCAGGCCAGGCAUUGCCAGGCCACCUUGCCCACCAGGACAAAGAAUGGGAGCACCAAGGAUGGGAGGGCCACAGAUGGGAGGCCCAAGAAUGGCAGGACCAAGAAUGGCUGGACAAAGACAGCCAGGACCACGGAAGCCCCCUGAACCAGCUCCAUUUUCUGGCUUUAUGUCUAUGUUUUCUACCCCAAAUGCCCCAAGUAAAUCACCAACUGUUGGUGGAUUUUUUUCAAGUUCACCUGGUUCAUUUUUUGGUUCAUCACCUGCUCCUAGUCAGCAACAACAACAACAACAACAACAACAACAACAACAGCAACAACAACAACAGAAAAGCUCAUUUUUUGGACUUCCAAGUGGCAUUGCUACAGAAUCCCUUACUAGUGACCUAUUUGGUAUAUUCAAAGGUCCUGAAACAACUAAAUCUGAGGAACAUCAACAGUCAGGUACAGAUUCUGGAAAAGAGGAUCCUUGUGCAACAAUAACAAUCUCUGAAAGCACUAACAAGACAGUUACAGAGAAGACACCUUUAUCUGAAGAUGGACUUGUAAAAAGUCCUGAGGACUCUGAGGACCCUGAAAAAGGAUUAGUGGAGGAGGCAGAACGAACAGACAAAACAGAAGCAGAAGAAAGUUCUCUGACCGAAUCCACCAUGAAAACUGCUUUCCGUGAGAAAGAAGCAGGGGAUGAUGAGCAUGCUGAGCAUUUAGAGGAGCCAGGUUCUGCAGUGUCUGACAAAGCAGUAUCUGACAAAGCAGUGUCUGACAAAGCAGUGCCUGACAAAGCUGCUCCACCCCCAGCUCCUGAAACCAAAGGAAUGUUUGAAAUACCCGGUCUGACUGCUCCUAAAUUUGACUUUAUGUCUGUAGCUGCUGAAGGCACAUCAUCUAUUGGAUCCCUUUUCACCACCACUCCAUCUCCAGCCAUUGGUACAAAGACUCCACAUCCAAAACUGACAGAUGGUGGUCUCUUUUCUGGUUUUAAAAGUCUUUCAGCUGGUAUUUUCCAGGACGAAAAGCCAACUGGAAAGGAAGAACCAUCUGCUUCAUCUGUGUUUGGCAUGAAACUUGGCUCAAUGUUUGGUAACUCUGACCCUCCCAAACCUGAAUACACCGCUCCGGUGGUCACAGACCAACCGCAUUCUGAAAGUCCAAAACCUACUGAUGAAUUUUGUGAGCCAGAGUCUGAGAAACUUUCCCAUGGUUCUGGAGAAAUUGAAAGUGCAGAUGCCAGUGAUACAGAAGGACCAACAGAAACUUCAACAACAGGAAGCUGUGACACCUUAGCACAGUCGCCACAGUCUGGCAUCCCCUCUCACUCAGUUUCCUUAGCAGAAGAUUUGGAUGAACCCCUGUUAAAGAUCACCCCAUGUGAAGUAGAUAAGAGUGAAGUUGACACACCUGAAACCAUGAAUGCAAGUUUGGGCACAGAGCAACCAAAGGACCUGUUGACAAAGGAAGCCACGAAAAGUCCACCGGACAGCAGUCGCUUUGAUUCAUCAGGCAACCUCAGCCCGGCCAGCUCCCAGCUCAGCUCUGAGCCUGAGGAGCGCCGAGAUCCAGAGACCCGCCACCCCCGCUCCCUGCGUCCGUUUCUCAGUAGCCAAAAGUCUACCUGGGAUGAGGAAGAAGAGGAGGAGGAAGAGGUUGAGAAAGAGCUGCGUCCACUACCAGAGCCUGGUUCCAACAAAGAUUUGAAGGACUCUUCGGUCAUCCUGACCAAACCAAUCUUGGACAAAUGUGAUAACAAGACUAAUACUAAAAUCUGUUUCUUCGAAGAUGGCCCUCCACCGUGCUCUCCAUCCAAAGUCCGCUGGCUGAAAGCAUACAACAAAGUGAGAGUACAGCUCCUUGAGAGCCGAGAUCAAGAUGCUGAUCCCAGCAAGCACCCAUGGGCCAAGCCAGGGGGAAACACUCCGUUUGGCAUUGACAGCAUGCCAGACCUCCGCAAGAGGAGGCCCAUUCCACUUGUUAGUGAACUGGCUAUGUCUAUGAUACAGUCCAGGAAAGCUGGACUUGCCCACACACUGGCCACACGGACCUCCCUGAAAGACGAAGAGCUUAAAAACCAUGUGUACAAGAAGACCCUGCAGUCUCUGAUCUACCCAAUCUCUUGCACAACGCCACACAAUUUUGAGGUCUGGACGGCCACUACGCCCACCUACUGCUACGAGUGCGAGGGUCUGCUGUGGGGAAUCGCCCGGCAGGGUAUGCGCUGUGCGGAGUGCGGGGUCAAAGUGCACGAGAAAUGCCAAGAGCUCCUGAACGCUGACUGCCUGCAGAGAGCGGCCGAGAAGAGCUCCAAGACUGGGGCGGAGGACCGAACGCAGCACAUCAUCAUGGCUAUGAAGGACAGGAUGAAGAUCCGCGAGAGGAACAAGCCGGAGAUCUUUGAGGAGAUCCGGAAGGUGUUCAACAUCACCAAGAUGAUCCACGUCCAGCACAUGAAAAGCAUCAAGCAGAGCGUCCUGGACGGCACCUCCAAGUGGUCUGCCAAGAUCACCAUCAACAUUGUCAGUGCACAGGGUCUCCAGGCCAAGGACAGAACGGGCUCCAGUGACCCGUAUGUCACCAUCCAAGUUGGAAAGACCAAGAAGAGAACAAAGACUAUCUACGGCAACCUGAACCCAGUCUGGGAGGAAAAGUACAGCUUCGAGUGUCACAACUCAUCGGAUCGUAUAAAGCUGCGUGUUUGGGACGAAGACGAUGACAUCAAGUCGCGAGUGAAGCAGCGUCUGAAGAGGGAAUCUGAUGACUUUUUGGGUCAGAGCAUCAUCGAGGUCCGAACUCUGAGCGGAGAGAUGGACGUCUGGUACAACCUGGAAAAGAGAACAGACAAGUCGGCGGUGUCUGGUGCCAUUCGCCUUCAGAUCAGUGUGGAGAUUGAAGGAGAGGAGAAGGUGGCACCCUACCAUGUACAAUACACGUGCCUUCAUGAGAACAUGUUCCACUACUCGACGGAUGUAGAGGGAGGCGGCGUCGUCAAGAUCCCAGCGGCUCAGGGAGACGAUGCGUGGAAGGUUUACUUUGAUGAGGUGCAGCAGGACAUCGUGGACGAGUUCGCCAUGCGCUAUGGCAUUGAGUCCAUAUACCAGGCCAUGACUCAUUUCUCUUGCCUGUCCUCUAAGUACAUGCUGUCAGGGGUGCCAGCAGUGAUGAGCACCCUGCUGGCCAACAUCAAUGCCUUCUAUGCCCACCCAAUCGCCUCCACCAACGUCUCUGCUCCGGCCAGAUUUGCAGCCUCCAACUUCGGGAGAGAUCGUUUUGUGAAGCUCCUCGAUCAGCUGCACAACUCCCUGCGUAUCGACCUCUCCAUGUACAGAAACAACUUUCCAGCCAGCAGCAAGGCUCGCCUCCAUGACCUCAAGUCAACAGUGGAUCUUCUCACCAGCAUCACCUUCUUCAGGAUGAAGGUCUUAGAGCUGCAGAAUCCUCCUAGGGCCGCCAACGUGGUGCGAGACUGCGUCAAGGCCUGUCUGAACUCCACCUACGAGUACAUCUUCAACAACUGUCUGGAGCUCUUCAACCGCCAGUUCCAGCCCGCUGUCCAACCACCUGAGCCAGAGAAGAAAAAGAAAAAGAAGAAGGAAAAAGCAGAUGGAGAGGAAGAGGAAGAUGAUGAAGAGGAAGAGGAGGAGGAGGAAGAGGAGGAGGAGAAGAAAGAGGAGAACCAGCAGGAGGAGCAGGGCCCGAGCAUCCAGAAUCUAGACUUUUGGCCUAAACUCAUCACACUCAUCGUCUCCAUUAUUGAGGAGGACAAAAACUCCUACACACCCAUCAUUAACCAGUUUCCUCAGGAGCUCGAUGUGGGUAAAGUCAGCACUGAGGUCAUUUGGAAGCUGUUUGCUCAGGACAUGAAAUAUGCUCUGGAGGUUUUGUAUAAAGUUGACCUCUGCUGCUGGAACAACGCUCCCAGCACAUUUCACAUCCGCAAAAUUGAUUUCUACGCUGAACAUGAGAAGCAUAGACUCUGUAAGACUGCUGACUACAUGAACCUGCACUUCAAGGUCAAGUGGCUUUACAACGAGUAUGUUAAGGACCUGCCCGCCUUCGCAGACACUGUGCCUGAAUACCCUGCGUGGUUCCUCCAGUUUGUCCUGGCCUGGCUGGCUGAGAACGAGGAAGUGUCGAUGGAGUUCAUGCACGGGGCGCUGGAGAGAGACAAGAGAGAAGGGUUCCAGCAGACGUCUGAGCACGCUCUGUUCUCCAGCUCGGUGGUAGACAUCUUCACUCAGCUCAACCAGAGCUUUGAGAUCAUCAAGAAGCUGGACUGCCCUGACCCCACUGUGGUGGCCCAUUAUAACCGACGCUUCGCCAAGACGAUCACCAAAGUGCUGCUGCAGUACUGUGCCCUGCUGGCCAAGAGCUUUCCCUCCUACUGUGAGAAGGAGAAGAUACCCUGUGUGCUGAUGAACAACAUUCAGCAGAUGAGGGUCCUGUUGGAGAAGAUGUUCGAGUCGAUGGGAGCAAAGCAGUUAACUGCUGAGGAGGAGAUGCUUGAGAACGAGGAGGAACCCGAGGAGUUUGAUGAAGAGGCCAUCACUGACAAUGAAGGAGAGGAUGACAUGUCUGGCUGCUCAGACUCAGAGGGAUCUGAGGUUGACAACAAAGAGAAGGAGAACAAGGACGAGUCCUCAGGCUAUGAUGACAGUGAGGAGGAGCAGGAGAAGCUUGAUAAGGAAAAGUCCAAGAAGGAAAAGGCUGAAAAGAAAGACAAAGAGAAGCAGGAGGACACAAAGAGUAAACAGUCAAAGGAGGAAGUUAACAAGACUGAAGCCACAGCUGCCACAAAGAAGCUGGAUAUAGAGGCAGCCGACAUCCUCAAUGAGCUGCAGGUGAAGCUCAGCAACUUCCUGGAUAACUUCAGCACCAUGUUUGCCAAGAGUUUCCAGACUCGAAUUAACGGCUGCAUGCGUCAGAUGGCUGAGAUCCUUUACCAGAUCAAAGGCCCGCCCAACCACAACACUGCAGAGGCAGAUGCUGACGCCGUGCUGAGGCCCCUCAUGGAGUUCCUGGAUGGGAACCUCAGUAUCUUUGCUGACAUCUGUGAGAAGACAGUGCUGAAGAGGAUCCUGAAGGAUCUGUGGAAGAUUGUCCUGAGCAGUUUGGAGAAGUCUAUCGUCCUGCCUCAGAGCAACGACAGCCUGAGUUCCCAGCUCCUCACAGCAGCUAAAGGACUGUCGAAUCUAAAGGGAGGUGGUGAAGCCAAGACCUUGACGCCCAAACAGUGUAUAAUUAUCGAUGCAGGGCUGGAGACGAUCAAGCAAUACUUCCAUGCAGGAGGAAACGGGCUGAAGAAGGCAUUUGUCGAGAAAAGUCCUGAACUGGCUUCACUGCGUUACGCCCUCUCCCUCUACUCCCAGAGCACCGAUGCUCUCAUCAAGACCUUUGUCACCACACAACACUCCCAAGUGCAUGAUGGGAUGGGCAUCAGAAUCACUGGCAAUGAGAAGAUUCGACCUGAUAGGGGCUCUGGGUUAGAGAAGCCCAUCGGAGAGGCCAUUUUGCAGAUUGACAUGAUGCUUGGGAAGGAUCGCAAAGUCAUUGUCAGAGUCAUCGCAGUGAAUGACAUUAAAUGGCAGACAUCAGGGAUGUUCCGGCCUUUCGUGGACGUCUCCAUGGUUGGUCCCUUCCUGGCCGACAAGAAGCGCAAGUUCACCACAAAAUCCAAGAACAACAGCUGGUCGCCAAAGUUCAACGAGGCUUUCCAAUUUGUCCUGGGUAAGGAAUCCCCAGACUGCUAUGAACUCCAGGUAACAGUAAAGGAUUACUGUUUCGGCCGGGCGGACCGGGUGGUCGGCAUGGCCAUGGUUCAGCUGCGUGACGUCGCUGACCGCAAGAGCUGCGUGUGCUGGUGUCCGCUGGGGCCGCGCAUUCAGACCGACGAGACGGGCUUGACGGUGUUGCGCAUCCUGUCCCAACGGCCUGCCGACGAGGUGGCCAAGGAGUUUGUCAAGCUGAAAUCUGAAACUCGUCCUGUGGAGGAGGGCAGAUGAGCAGAGACACUGACUCAAGAUCAUAGACUUGUUGGAAAAACUGAAACUGACAUGGAUCACGGUCAGGGUUUAGAGUCAGGGCUACGUGGUGUUGUCUGUUGUUAAUGAGCACUGUCAUCUUCAUCCUCAGUAAACACGGACCGCUAAAGCCUUUGACGUGAAGGAGAUCCUUCCAAAGACACAGUAGACACAAGCAAGUCGGCUAUUUGUCCUAGUUAGAAAAGAAACUUGUUUAAUUCAAUGGGCACAUUUUGAAAGCAGAUGCUUUCUAAAAAUGUUGAAAAAGAAGAACAUACUCAGCCACCAUAUCAUAACUAUCAAGUGACAUAUGGAUUUAAAUCACCAUCUCAGAGGUCAAAAAUUGUUUCACUUCAUUGGAGAAAAACCAUUGACAUCUUCUUCAUCUUAUGAUUCUGAUGACGGACUAUUUUGGUCGUCUGUAGCAAACUGAAUCUGUAAUCUGUUGGCCAUCAGAGCUGCUAUUCCACCUCUUUUUUUACCAAACAGAUUCACUGGAAUGAAUGUACUUGAGUCUCUGUUUACCUGACAGUAUGAAAAGAUGUGAACAAGGCACCAAAUUAAUGAUCAUAAAUACCUAUGACAUGAGAUGAAAGUGAGUUGGAGGAAGUCCUAGAUUAUUGUACUGUUUGAGCCUUUGAGGCCUUUUGAUCUCUAACAAAUAUCUUAUGACAACCACUGUUUACUCUGGUAUCCCAACACACUGUUUUUACAAAAGAAAUGAUAAUUAGAGUCA